This is a messenger RNA of Corticium candelabrum, 2375 nucleotides long. RefSeq names its product dymeclin-like. Gene Ontology annotation, biological process: Golgi organization. The record is from RefSeq and is a predicted model, not a curated record. Lineage: Eukaryota; Metazoa; Porifera; Homoscleromorpha; Homosclerophorida; Plakinidae. The coding region runs from base 12 to 2168 and encodes 718 amino acids. The transcript has 19 exons. Gene Ontology annotation, cellular component: Golgi apparatus.
AGUUCGUCGCAAUGGGUGUCUCCAGCUCAGUCAGCAUAGCCGAUCUCGAUAGCAACGAGUCACUGACUCGACUAGUAGGCGAUGAAAGAAUUGAAGAAGGCUUGUCAUUCUGGGACGAGCUGCUUUCUUUCUACUUUACAGUGCCUGAGAACAGAGGAGAUGCGAGAGUUUUGGAAGAGGCGACUAGAGGGUUGUGUAAGAGAAUGACUCACAACAAUCCAGUGACAGGCAACUUGUCAACUCUCGUCAGACUAUUCAUAGAAAGAGCAAGCCAUUUGGCUAACGACGAAAAGAAACAGGAAGACAACGUCUAUACCUGGCAAGUCUACAAUGCAGUCUUCCUCAUUCGUUCACUUGUCAAGUACUUCACAGAGAAUCUCUCCGAAGAUGAAGUCUCUCUUCAAUUCUCUUCCACUAAACAAUCAUCCGAAGUCACACCAUCAAGCAGCAGCCAAGACACUCCUGAAACUCAGACUGUAUUGGUCAAUGGCGAGGUGAUGUCACCUUUGUCUGGCGCUCACGUGUCAUCGUCUUCUACGCAGGCUGUUGGUGGUGAUGUGGGUAAUGGUAGUAUUGGACAAGUGGCGAGUAGGAGAGCAUUGUGUCCUCUUUUGUGUGAACUUCUGGAUUCGCUUCUUACAUCGCUCUGUGAUAUUCCUGUUGUAUCAUUUACGUAUGGAAUAAAAGUUGAGAUCAUCAACACUCUCCUAGUCUUCUUAUCAAGACAGUUAUGGUCAUACGUUUACACAUCAAGUGACAUCAGUCUCAUCCUACAUCACAUCUUAUCAGUCAACAGUCGCCAGUCUGCUGCUGUCGUAAGAACGUUGCUGAUUAAUUUCGUUCAUCAUGAUGUUGCUCCACCAGCUGAUAUACGGAUGACACGAAGCGGUGUAUUCUCUUCAAUAAGCAGUGCUGCAUCAAGCCUCUGGUCAUACUUCGUUGGCCCAAAGACCACUGUGGCUGAGCAAAGAGAGACUCCUCUAGCUGAUCUCAGUCUUCUCCUCUUUCUCGUACUGACCAACCACCACACACGCAGCGAGGGCCAACUCAUCAAUCCUUACAGACGAGCAAUGAGAAACUUUGCAGAUCUUAGAGGGCAAGUCAACCAACAGAAAAGCGAAGUGUCGUUUGUAUUACAACUGGAUCAGUUGUACUUUGCAUUAUGUCGUGAUCUUAAGCAGGAUCAGGCCAUUCUCCUCUUGUACAUGUUGCUGCAUGAAAACACGAACAUGGCAGCGUUCAUCUUCUCACGAUCGGAUGUUGAAAACUUGGUGCUGCCCAUUUUGAAAUUAUUGUAUUCGCCGGAACAGAAGAACUCUCAUCUGGUGUAUAUGGCUCUGAUUGUUCUGCUCAUGUUUAGUGAAGAUGAUGGCUUUAAUAGGUCAAUACAUGAAAUUAAACUGUCCUCUGUUCCUUGGUACAAUGAACGGCAACUGUCUCAAGUUACACUUGGUGACCUUCUUGUGUUGGUACUGAUUCGUACAAUACAACAUAACAUAGCGACAGUUCGGGACAAGUAUCUGCAUACCAACUCACUGGCUGCACUUGCUAACAUGUCUGCAAACUUGCGACAGUUGCAUCAGUACGUUGCUCAGAGAAUAGUUGAUCUUUUUCAAUUGUUGGCCAGACGGCAUAAAAAGAUGGCUGCGUCAAUGCGCCGAGCACCAGAACAGCCAGACUCAGGACAGGAUUAUGUAUGUGUGGAGAUGUCUUCGCAGUCUCUGGUUGCUGAUUUGCCAAUUGUAGAUGAAGUGAUGCGUAUGGUUCUUGAAAUUAUUAACUCUUGUCUCACUCAUUCUCUUCAUCAUAAUCCGAAUCUUGUAUAUGCUUUAUUGAGACAACACGAGUUGUUUGCAGAGUUCAGGACGAAUGCAACGUUUCAAGAUGUUGUGCAGAAUAUUGAAACUGUUGUCGGUUACUUUAAUUCUAAGCUUGAUCGCACGACCAGCCAUUCUGUGUAUGACGUACAACUACUGAUUGAGGAAGCAUCACGAUCAUGGCCUCGCGAUCGACUGAAGCGUUUUCCUGAGUUGAAGUUCAGAUACGUGGAAGAAGAACAACCGGAGGAAUUCUUUGUUCCAUACGUGUGGUCUCUUGUAUAUCAUUGUUCUGGUCUCUACUGGGAUCCACUACAAGUCGUUCUCUUUUCGCUACAAAGAGAUGAGUGACCGUCUGGCCAAGUCAAAUUCAACAAUUAAUAUUCUAAAUUUCCUUUUCGAAUGUCAAUUUCUCAUUGAGUUACUGAUCUGUAGAUUUCCACCAACACAUUGUGUAUAAUGCGAGUACUGUACGUAUACUGUAGCCUAGUAUGCGCGUGGGUGUGUCUACUUCUGUGUCAGGUUGUCAUUGUGAAUACAUUCAUACCAAUUCUCUUC